UCCACUUCAUUCGGAAAGGGGGCCUUAGAGGGCUGGAACAAUGACGAAGCAUCAGGGUUGUACACUGCCUCCGAUCAACUUUGGUACAAUUCAAGCAGUAGCCUCCCAUUGAUCCGCGCCUCAAGUCCGGCCUCACUUCGCAGAACAGAGGCCCAUGCAAGUGCCGAAGUAGAGCACGACUGGCCACAACCUCGUCUACGACGCCCCGCAGACGACUCAUUCGCCAGUCCCACUCGUCCCCGACCCGCGGACAUGGAGAAUGCUGAUCCGAAUGAUAGCCUUAUCGCGGCCUCCCUCGAUGACACGGUGAUGGAUACCAAUUUCGACACAGAAUUGGGGCAUGCCAACCAGGACAGUGAAGUGGUCACCAGCUCAGAGUCCCUGCGUAAGGACUCCAACGAUGAGAUGACAGUGGUUCAGCUCGAGCUGUUGCCUCUCUACACUGCUCAUCCGUUUCAGCUGGAGGCCGACAAAGCGACCAUCUUUAUGAAGAACAUUAUCCAUCCCAAUGAUGACUCACCGUAUUAUCCGAUCGCGCCAGACGGUAAGUUAGUGUCACUCGACUUAUCAUUUCAAAUAGAAAGUUGGAGGGAAAGAAUUCUUGAAUUGGUCCCUACCUCAGACCGACAGAAGAUUACUUUGGAGUGGAUAAUAUCGGAUUGUGCAAAUAAGUCUGUGGUUCACCGUCUUGUGACUCCAAUUAACCUGCGCUGA
Molecule: messenger RNA, 714 nt
Organism: Protopolystoma xenopodis
Lineage: Eukaryota; Metazoa; Platyhelminthes; Monogenea; Polystomatidea; Polystomatidae
Source: the annotation of a GenBank genome assembly